AUGCAAUCAUCCGUUGGCACGACACGGGUAGAUACCCGAACUCCUGAUCGUUCCUCCUCAAGGAGCUCGGGUAGCUCCUCUUCUUUUGUCCCAAACACGGGAAGCACGGCUCGUGAUUAUUGCACCAUCGAACGCACGCUCCUCUCUUUCUCCCGUCUUGGUCUAGUUUUAUUCGUCUUGUCUGCUUCCCUGCUGCUCAAGGCCCGUCUGCCGGGCCCCGAAGAUAACAAUGACGAAACAGGCGGAGAGGCCGCUCUGCCCCUCGCAUCAGUAUUCUUAGUGGCGUCUAUCCUCGCUAUUAUAUCGGGCUGGAUGGGCUAUGAGUCUGAUCUACGAGGUCUUCGUGAGGAAAGAGCCUUUGUCGGGGGUUACAAAUUCACCGAAAUUGUCGUAGUCCUUGUCGCCAUGCUCCUUUUCGCAACGUGCCUGUUGUUACUGAAAGCCGACUAUCAAGUCAGUUGA
This is a messenger RNA of Rhizoctonia solani, 462 nucleotides long. RefSeq lists its product as uncharacterized. The coding region runs from base 1 to 462 and encodes 153 amino acids. NCBI's taxonomy places the organism in Eukaryota, Fungi, Basidiomycota, Agaricomycetes, Cantharellales, Ceratobasidiaceae. The transcript is spliced from 3 exons. The record is from RefSeq and is a predicted model, not a curated record.